AUGUUGGACCAGCUUGUAUUAGCAAGCAUUCGACCUCCGAUCAUGAAUGGGCCCAUGCACCCGCGCCCCUUGGUAGCGUUGCUGGAUGGCAGGGACUGUACAGUAGAAAUGCCUAUUCUGAAGGAUGUAGCCACAGUGGCAUUUUGUGAUGCUCAGUCUACACAAGAAAUUCACGAAAAGGUACUAAAUGAAGCGGUGGGUGCACUGAUGUAUCACACUAUCACUUUAACACGAGAAGACUUGGAGAAAUUUAAAGCACUUCGAAUAAUUGUCCGAAUUGGCAGUGGUUUUGAUAAUAUUGACAUCAAAUCUGCUGGAGAUUUAGGGAUCGCCGUGUGUAAUGUGCCAGCUGCCUCAGUAGAAGAAACAGCAGAUUCUACCAUGUGCCACAUUCUGAACCUGUACAGGCGAACCACCUGGCUUCACCAGGCCUUGCGAGAAGGCACGAGAGUACAGAGCGUUGAACAGAUUCGGGAAGUGGCUUCUGGAGCUGCCAGAAUCAGAGGGGAGACCUUGGGCAUUAUUGGAUUAGGGCGUGUUGGGCAAGCAGUAGCGCUACGUGCCAAAGCCUUUGGCUUCAGUGUGAUUUUCUAUGACCCGUACCUCUCGGAUGGCAUGGAGCGCGCUCUGGGACUGCAGCGGGUGAGCACUUUGCAGGACCUGCUGUUCCACAGUGACUGUGUUACCCUGCACUGCAACUUGAAUGAACACAAUCAUCAUCUUAUUAAUGACUUCACCAUCAAGCAGAUGAGACAAGGGGCUUUCCUGGUCAACACAGCUCGAGGUGGGUUAGUAGACGAAAAAGCACUUGCACAGGCCCUGAAGGAAGGAAGGAUACGAGGGGCAGCCUUAGAUGUACAUGAGUCAGAACCAUUCAGCUUUAGUCAGGGCCCCUUGAAGGAUGCACCAAACCUGAUCUGUACCCCACAUGCGGCCUGGUACAGUGAACAAGCCUCAAUUGAGAUGCGGGAGGAAGCAGCACGAGAGAUCCGAAGGGCGAUCACAGGUCGUAUUCCAGACAGUCUGAAAAACUGUGUGAACAAAGAUCAUUUGACUGCAGCUACACAUUGGGCCAGCAUGGAUCCCGGAGUUGUUCAUCCAGAGCUUAAUGGUGCUGCAUACAGGUAUCCCCCAGGCGUUGUAAGCGUGGCCUCGACUGGCAUACCUGCAGCCGUAGAAGGAAUAGUCCCCAACCCCAUGUCUUUAUCACACGGCCUCCCUGCUGUAGCCCACCCACCCCACGCUCCUUCCCCUGGCCAAACUGUCAAACCAGAAGCUGAUAGAGACCACCCAAGCGACCAAUUGUAGCCUAUGAAAACAGCAUUCCCAACAUCGGAGAUUUCAACUUCAGCGUGCGGAAAACAAACACACAAACAAAACAAAACAAAACCCUGGAUUUUGAUUAAAGGCAAAACCAUGAACUUACAGGAGGAGACAAUUAUCGUUUUAGAAACUGGUCCAAUAUACAGUAUAAAAGGAAAAGGUGGGAGACAAAAAGAAGAUUUGGAAACAUUUUUUUCCUCCGUAUAAAUUGUAGUUUGUCCCUGUCCAGUGGACUGAUUCACUGUUUCUGUGUCCUAUGGGUUCUUUGUUAAGCAAGAGAAGUUAGUAGUUAAUUAUAUCAUGAAUGUACUUGUCUGUGUACAGUUUUUAGAACAUUAAAAAGGGUUUGUUUGCUUAGCUGUCAACAAGGAAAAACAUAAGGGAGGCAUUCAGCAAACCGAUUUUGAGAUUAAAAAUCUUUUCUUUUAUAUUUUGAAACAUGCCCAAGAAUGAGGCAGUUGGCAAACUUCUCAGGACAAUGAAUUCCCAUUUUUCUUUCUACGCCACACGGUGCAUUGUUUUUUCUACCUGCUUGUCUUAUUUUUUAGAAUAAUUUAGUACACAAAAGAGAAACAGUUUCUCCUAAUUUUGGCAUGAAUUCCCUUAUUUCAAAAUGAAGACAACCUUGCAAAGAGAUUUUGAGGAAAAAAUUAAAAAAAAAAAAGGUUUUGUAUAAACGAGCAUUGUGCUUUUUGUCACCAGUUAAAGUAUAUAUUAUUGGUGGUAUGCGGAAAAGGCACUAGACUACUGAAAAGUAGCAGCAUUUCAUUGCCUACAUUGAUUCCUUCCUGGUAAUGUGGUAGGCUAGCAAUAUUUUUGGUUAAAAUCAUGUUUGUGACUGUAACCAUUUGUAUGAAUUAUUUUAAAAAAAUAAAAACCCCAGACAAAUAUCAUAUGUGUAAAAAUUUUUAUUUCUAGUAACUGUUUAUUCAACUUUUAUUAGGUUUCUUAGCUGUAAUUUUUAAACAGAUGCUGUCAAGUAUUUCAUUUCUAGCUUUACUUUGCUCUCUGUUGUUUGUAAUACUGUCUUGGAAGCUUGAAAAAAUAAUAAAAAAAAAAAGAAUUCUUUCCAUACCA
This is a messenger RNA of Mesitornis unicolor (brown roatelo), 2400 nucleotides long. RefSeq names its product C-terminal binding protein 1 (gene CTBP1). Gene Ontology annotation, molecular function: transcription corepressor activity; NAD binding; oxidoreductase activity, acting on the CH-OH group of donors, NAD or NADP as acceptor. Lineage: Eukaryota; Metazoa; Chordata; Aves; Mesitornithiformes; Mesitornithidae. The record is from RefSeq and is a predicted model, not a curated record. The transcript has 9 exons. The coding region runs from base 1 to 1308 and encodes 435 amino acids.